UAUAGCAACAACUUCAAAUUCAACAAUAAUUUCUUCAAAUAACUCAUUGGGAAUUCAAAUACCAUUAUUAGGAAUAUCAUCACAAUCAUCAACAUUAUCUUCUUCAUCAACUUCAUUACAACUAUUACAAAAUCAAUCAAAUUUAAUGCAAAUAACAUCGAUUGAAGGUUUUUUUAAUAGAAAACGUGGAAGACCACCAAAAAAUCGUGUCGUUGAAGUUUAUAGUAAUAAGCAACAUUCUCCCCAAGCAAUAUUUACUAGUUUUAAAUUGGAAAAAGAUGUAUGUAAUGAGCAAAAUAAUUCUAAUACGAUUUAUAAUCAAUAUCAAGAGUCAUCAUAUCAACAUCAACAUGAUAAUCAUCAUCAUUAUGAACAAGGGCAACAAAAACUCUCUAACAAGAGCGAAAAUAAAAAUGAUUACGAUGAUGAUCAUCAAGAACAGCAUAAUAGUUCAAAUAAUUUAAUAUCAUCAACCUCAUUCUCAUCACAAUUAUUAAUACCGUCAGUUUUAACAUCAGAAAUAAAAGAAUAUCAUUAUGAUAAUAAUAAUAUAAUUGAUAUGCUAAAAAAACCAACUGCUGCUGCUGCUACUGUUACAAAUUCCUCUUCAGUUGAUCGUAAUGUUGAAACAUCGACAUCAACAAUAACAACAACGUUUCAAAUAAACAAUGAUGAUCAAGUGAAAUUAUUAAGUGAAAAGUUUUUUAUAACAAAAAAAUCAAAGCAAAUAUUUACAAAAUUAAUUGAUAAUGAUAAUGAAAGAAUUUCAGUUGUUAGAGCGGCCGGCACAUAUUUUCCACAAAAUACAACAAAAAAUACUGUUAAUAAUAAUGAUAUAGCAGAUGAGUUACAUCUAGGACUAAAUGAGGUUAAGGAAUUAACAAGUAUCAAAUUUAAUAACUUAUCAAAAAGUAACUUAUCAAAUUUAAUUAAUACUAAUGACAAUAUAAAUCUUAUGUACUGUGGGAAGUCAUUUUGCAAAUUAAAAAAACGACCACAUUAUCAUUGCGAAGUUUGUAAUCAGACAUUUCGUAAUAGCAUAAAAUUUAAAAAUCACAAAACAAAGCAUUUAUUAUAUUUAAAUUCAGAAGAUACUACAGCAGUGUUAGAAACAAAAACAACAGCAACAACAGAAGCAAUAAGCGAAAAAGAUGAGGCAGAAUCAUUAUAUAAUGAAAAUAAUAAGAAUAGCACUAAUAGUAAUAGUAAAAACAAUGAAAAUAAUAAUUUAAACAUAAAUGAUGAGCCACAAGAUUUAAGUAUGGUUGCAAAAAAAAUUAAUAAUAAUAUAUUACUGUCAGGAUCAUCAUCAUCUGAUAAUAAUUAUUAUAAUAAUGAUGUACCGUUAUUAAAUGAAAAUUCAGAGAAAUUUUUUAAAAAUUUUCAGUUAUUAGAAAAAUUUCAAAAGUUAAAUCCAUUUUCAAUACCGUAUUUUAAUACAUCAUUUAUAACAAAUCCAACAAAUGAUAAAAUAUUUUUUUCAAAUUUAUUACCAACUAUUACAACAGAAGUAACAACGGUAUCAACGUCAUCAUUAUCAUCGUUAUUAUCUUCAACAUGUUCUCUAUCAUCGUUAUCAAAAGUAAAAACAACAACAACAACCACAUCAUCACUAUCAACAUCUUCAUCAACAUCAUCAUCGUCAUCAUCGUCAUCGUCAUCAAUAUUAUCGAAUCCAUAUUCAUCAACAGUAUUUAAUAAAAAUAAAGAUUACUUUGAAAAUUUUGAUAAUACUAUGAAAAAUUUUCAUUUAGCUCAAUCUUUAUUAUCGUUACAACAAGAAGAUGAUAUUAACAAAGAACAAUAUAAAUCUAAUCAAUUUUUUUAUAAAAAUUUUAUAGAAUCCUUAAAAAAUAUGUCAACGUCUUCUUCACCUUUAAUUUCUUCCAUUGAUUCUAGUCCAAAUAUUAAUAAUGUUAAUGUAGAUAAUUAUAAAAAUGAUAAUGUUAAUAACUACACUAGUAUAAGUAAUAAUAAUUUAUCAAAUUACUUAUUUAAAGCAGCAGCAAUAAUGAAUUUACAACAGCAAUUAGCUGCUACUGCUGAUUCUACAGCAUCUACAGUUUUAACAUCUACUAAUCAUUCUAAUAUGAAGUCAUCAUCAAAAUUGUUAUCAAAUAAUAAAGAUGAAGAUUUAUUAAAUUUUAAUAUUAAUAAUAUAAUAGAAAAAGAAAGCAAAAAAGAAGAAAAGGAAGAAGAUGAAGAAGAAGAAGAAAAGGUAGAAGAAUAUAAUAUUAAUAAUAUUGAUAACAGUAAUCUUAAUAAAAAACGUAAAUUAUCGCAUAACAAUAACAAUAAUAAUUUUAAUUCAAGUACAAAAAAAUUAAUACAGAAUUCUAAAUAUACUAACGAUAAUGUCCAUGACGAUGCUGAUAAUGACGAUCAUGAUAAUAAUUGUGAUGUUGAUAAUAAAAAUUUAUUUAAUACAAAUGCCACGAUAUCUAAUAUUACAACAACAGUUUCUUCUAUUCCUUCUGUAACUUCUAAUUCCAUAUUAUCUUCAUUAUCAUCUAUGCCUUCCUUAUCUUUUUCCUUUCCCUCUUCUUGCACUUCUUCUCCCACGAUAUCUGUUCCUAAUAAUAUCGAUAAUACAACAAAGAACAUUAAACAAAUAUCAUCAACUAUUCAAAAUAAAUUACAUAAUAAACCUUCUAAUAGUAAUUGUAAUAACAGUAGUAAUGACAAUAUUAUUGAAAAUAAUAUUAAUAAUAACGUUAUAUUUAAAGAUGAACCAAUACCAAAUGGUUAUCUAAAAUUUCGUUUUAAUGAAGAUUGUAAUUUUAAUAAUUGUGGCUAUAGAAAUCAUCAAUCACACUUUCAUUGUAUACGAAAUGAUUGUUAUUAUAGCUUUUGCGAUAAAACAAGAUUUGUGCAACAUACAGCACGUCACGAACGUCUUGAUAAAUUAAUGGGUGAUGAUUUUAAACAAUAUCGUUCAAAUAUGCGAUGCUUUUAUAUGAAAUGCUCAUAUAAUAAAAAUUUUGAUGAACAGAAUAAUAAGUCAUCACAUUUUCAUUGUCUUAAAUGUGAUUUUAUAUGCUCUGAUACGAAUAAAGUUGUUGCACAUCGUAGACAACAUAAUAAAGCUGAAUUUUUCCGUAUGGCUGGUUUUCGUAAAAUAUCAAAUAAUGAAAAAUGUAAUUUAAUAGAUUCUAUAAACUUAAAAGAUAAUAGUGAAAAAAUAAAUAAUAUAAAAUAUUAUGAUGAAUGUCCGUAUACAAUGAAACAAACUCAUUUUCAUUGUCUAAAAUGUGAUGUUGCAGUAUUAUCAAGAGCACAAUUAACAUCACAUAAGCAUCGAACAUUAAUACUAGAUAAAAGUAAAACAACAACAAUAAUAGAAUCAGCAACAAAAACAGCAGUAGCAACUAAAUCAAACAUCAUCGCAAACAUCAGUAAAACAUGAAACAUAACAAAUAUUUUUUUCUAAUUUCCAUACAAAUUUUAAAAUCGACUUAAUUAUAAAUUUAUAUUUUAGAAGAAUAAACGCAAAAAAUAUAAACGAAAAAAUUAAAAACAAAAUGGAAUGAAAAUUAACUUAAUUAAUAUUUAAUUCUUAAUUUAAAUAACAAAAAUUUUUUAUUUAUAUAUAUGUAUGUAUGUAUUUAUUUAUCGCACUCAUAAAACAAUACACGAUCAUUAUUAAUGCCAUUAUACAUCGUGAAGAAUUAAACUAUGAAUAAUGGCAUGUAUAAUGGUGUUUUUUAAUAAUUAAAAACAAAAUAAAACUGUAAUAAUAUAGUUGUUAAUUUGAAUUUGUAUUUAAAAUUGAAUAUUAAAAAAUCAAAAAAACAUAAUCAAAUAGUUAAAUUUUCUAUACAA
Condylostylus longicornis is the source of this 3822-nucleotide messenger RNA. RefSeq lists its product as uncharacterized. Gene Ontology annotation, molecular function: RNA polymerase II transcription regulatory region sequence-specific DNA binding; DNA-binding transcription factor activity, RNA polymerase II-specific. Gene Ontology annotation, biological process: positive regulation of transcription by RNA polymerase II; regulation of neuron differentiation. The record is from RefSeq and is a predicted model, not a curated record. The coding region runs from base 146 to 3406 and encodes 1086 amino acids. The transcript is spliced from 7 exons. Gene Ontology annotation, cellular component: nucleus. NCBI's taxonomy places the organism in Eukaryota, Metazoa, Arthropoda, Insecta, Diptera, Dolichopodidae.